UUUGUAAUUCUUUCUUCAAUAAAGAAACUUAAUACCGAACUUUUUCCUAGAAAAUUUUGCAACUGUUGUGAGUACUUUACAAUUUAACAAUGGAUUGAUAAUAUAAAUUACAUAGCUAAUUGUGAAAAGGGACGACACAAAGCAAAAAGUUAUUUUCGUUGACCUUUUUGACAACAUGAAGCAACCGUCUAUUUUCUCGCAAUUCGCUGGUACCAUGCCACAACUUAUAGCUGUGCUAAGUGGUACCUUAGUGGCGGUAUCAGAUGGUAUGAAUACUGGCUGGACUGCACCAGUCAUACCAAUUUUACUGGGUGAAGAUAGUCCCAUUAAAACCACAAAACAUGAAGCUGAAUGGUUGGAAACUAUAUUGAUGGUUGGUUCUUUUGCUGGGUUACCGUUUACGAUUUAUUCUGUAGAUAAGUUCGGGAGAAAAAGGUCCCUGUUGAUUGCGGCGUUUGUUACAUUGAUAUGUUGGAUUUCCAUUGGUUUGGCUACAAAGAUUGAACACCUUUUGGCUACAAGAUUUUUCUGUGGGAUGGCUGGUGAUAUGGCGUUUGUUGCUGCACCAAUGUACGUUGGAGAAAUUGCAGACCAAAAAAUUAGAGGAUUUUUAUCCAGUGUCAUUUACUUGAUGAUGUUAGUUGGGAUUCUAAUGGUAUACUCUAUAGUCCCAUUUGUACCUUUUUAUGUACCAUCCAUAAUAGGCGGUGGAUUAGUUCUUAUUCAACUCAUAGUAUUUCCUUUUAUGCCUGAAUCCCCAUACUAUCUUCUCUAUAAAAACAAACCCGAAGAAGCUAAAGCUGCUCUAAAAAAGUUCAGGCAGAGUGAAGAUAUUGAUGAUGAAUUCAUGGACAUUUGCAAGGCUGUAGAAAGACAACGCACAGAAAAAGGAAGACCACAAGAUCUUCUCUUAGUAAAGAGCAAUCGCAAAGCUUUCGUGAUAAUGGCGAUUUUAAAUGCCUCUCAACAUUUUAGCGGUAUAAGUGUUUUACUAAUGAACGUACAUAUUAUUCUUGAAGCCGCUGGUACUGUUUAUAUCCCAUCUUCAAUAUCGGCCAUAUUAUUCUCUAUAAUUAUGUUGGCUGCUGCAACCGCAACCUCUUUUACAAUCGAUAAAUAUGGUAGAAAGGUUUUACUGUGUACAUCUAGCUUACUAGCAGGUUUUUGUAUUCUCUCGUUAGCAGUGUACUUUCACCUUAAGAAUAUAGGCUAUGAUGUACUUCCAGUAAGUUAUAUACCCAUUGUAUCUGUUAUGGUAUAUGCCGCUGUAUUUAAGCUAGGCUUAGGUAUGGUGCCCAUUGUACUAACCGCUGAAUUAUUCCCAGCGAAAAUGAAAGCCAUGGGUAUGACUCUAGCCGAUGGUAUGUACAUAAUAUUUUCAAUUGCAUCUCUACAGGUGUACCAAUUGCUAUCGGAUAAAUAUGGAUUCCAUGUACCUUUUUAUAUUUUCUCUAUCUGUUGUUUUUUCACGACCUUAUUCACGACUUUAUUUAUCCCAGAGACAAAAGGUAAAACUCUUGAUGAAAUUCAAUUUAUAUUAAAAGGAAAAAAUGCAGACAGAAAAAAUAACGCAAUCUAAUAAAUUUGGUUGGCUUAUUAAGGUGAGUUAUUUGAUUUGUAUUUUAUGAGUUAAAAUUUAAGAUUAAAUAUUGCAUAUGUAUAUUUUGUAUGUUUUAUUUUUUAUUUUUAUUAACAGGGCAAAAUUAUUAUGUACAUUUGAAAAAAAAAUAUUCAUUUGAUACUGUUGUCAAUGAACGUAAAUAAAUUGAAUUUAAAUUUAAC
This is a messenger RNA of Brassicogethes aeneus, 1782 nucleotides long. NCBI's taxonomy places the organism in Eukaryota, Metazoa, Arthropoda, Insecta, Coleoptera, Nitidulidae. The record is from the annotation of a GenBank genome assembly.